AUACUUAAUAUACGAUUUUAUGUCGCACAGAUAUUUCGUAAUCCACGUGACAUUAUCAAGAACAGUAUCAAUGCUUUAUUUAAUACAGAAAUCUAUUCUGUCAGGGGACGUACGACGACAUGGUAAUAGUCCGCUCGAGGUUCCUCAUUAAAAAAGAGGAAAUCAAGACCUGCGGUUGCAUAAGCGUCUUGUCGGGAGCUAAAAAAAAAUUACUUUUAAAAUUAUUAUUAAUAUUUUUUUUAUUUUAAAAUUGAAAUUUUUAAUACUCCCGGAAGAAUUUGAUUCCUUUUUGUAAGUUGGGCAAAAAUGCAAGAAUUGUAUAGUAAAGUGUGUGUUGCCGGAAGUAUCAAGUUUGUCGUUAGCAAAGAAAGAGAGGAAGAAGUGGACGAAAGUUUUUCUUGUCAUCUAGCAACAAUAUUUGCAAGAGAACAAGAAGAAUAUUUUAUAAAUAUAUCUAAAGAUGCUCCCAUACCGUUGAAUACGGCAUUUCUAAGAAAAUUUGCGGAUGUAAUUGAAGUACGUGGUUACACCAUGUCUAGCAUUUGUGCUUUGGUCGAUACCACAGCAUGCGCCUGUAAUGAAAAGUACAAAAACCAAUUUUCUAAUAUGGAUGUGGUUAUGUUGAAGCCCGUUAAGGUUCCUCGUCAACCCGUUUUUUCAUGGGAGAGUGUUAUUCGAAAGUUUGUUCGUGUUACCAGAGAGUAUAAAAAAUUCAAGAAAAGGUGUUUGAAUGACCAUGAUACAUUGGAAAAAUUAAAGGAGAUAUAUAGGACAGAUGUAACGACAAUCCACAAUUGGACAACGAAAAAAUUGAACAACACUUAUAUUUACAUGUGGAAAUGAACAUAUUGACCGAUAUUAUAGACAAAAGAGAUAAAAGACCAGUGUUUAUAGCGGUAUCUAAGCAUUGUUGUUACUUAUGAAUUAUAUAUCAAAUUUGCACAAACCAAAGGAUACUGUAUCUUCACUUCUGG
This is a messenger RNA of Rhizophagus irregularis DAOM 181602=DAOM 197198, 974 nucleotides long. The record is from RefSeq and is a predicted model, not a curated record. Lineage: Eukaryota; Fungi; Glomeromycota; Glomeromycetes; Glomerales; Glomeraceae.